UAUUGCUGCUGGCUGCUAGUCAUUAGUGUUCAUCUGAGUGGAAAGGUUGAGCCUUGGUCAACGCUGUACUGUGGAAAAAACACCAAGACGUCGGUGACGCCAGACGGAACCGUCAGCUAACGUUACACAGUGUUCCAACCCACUAGAAACAUCAAGAUGAGUUGGGCUCAGUGUAUGAGCAAUGUCGGCGUGUUGAUAAUGAACAAUAAGCUGGUCACAUUCCUUAGUGUGGCCCUGUUUGCGUUCGUGAUCACCACGAUAGCGUUGUCCGAAUCGAACAACACUAAUGCGGCCGAUUUGGACGAGUGCCGGGCAAAGUUGUUGAGCGCGACAACGACUACGGUGGCCACUACUACUACUUUGGCACCUACGACUACGGUGGUCAAUACUACUACUUUGGAACCUACGACUACAACAGUGGCACCCGCGGCAUCAGGCUAAAAUCGGCAAACCGGGAACACUUAUCCUUUCAGCGAAUCAUUUUACGGGAACACACGAACACGAAAUGGACACGAAACGAAACAGGCACACAAAAUGCCUGUAGCUGUUUUAUGAAACUUUAAAAUUGGUUGACAACUGUGCGUAGCAUGCAAUCGGGGAAAAUCUCGUCGUCAGGUGAAUCUGUUGAGGCGGUGGAUGCAAGCGUUGCCCUGCGCUGAAGUAAAAAAUCGGUAACAAUAAACGACAAACAAUUUGGA
Molecule: messenger RNA, 698 nt
Organism: Anopheles cruzii
Lineage: Eukaryota; Metazoa; Arthropoda; Insecta; Diptera; Culicidae
Exons: 2
Coding region: 157-441 (94 amino acids)
Source: RefSeq, a predicted model, not a curated record